This is a messenger RNA of Hemibagrus wyckioides, 1341 nucleotides long. Its product is annotated as 5-hydroxytryptamine receptor 2C. The record is from RefSeq and is a predicted model, not a curated record. Lineage: Eukaryota; Metazoa; Chordata; Actinopteri; Siluriformes; Bagridae. Gene Ontology annotation, cellular component: dendrite; membrane. The transcript is spliced from 3 exons. Gene Ontology annotation, biological process: chemical synaptic transmission; G protein-coupled receptor signaling pathway, coupled to cyclic nucleotide second messenger. Gene Ontology annotation, molecular function: G protein-coupled serotonin receptor activity; neurotransmitter receptor activity. The coding region runs from base 1 to 1341 and encodes 446 amino acids.
AUGCUGACUCCUGGAAGACUGUAUUGUAGUUUAACUAUGGCUUCAUUACACUGUGUUUAUCCCAACAACCAGAACCAUUCUGGAUCCAACUAUUCAGGACUGAUAACCACUUGCACAAGUAAAGGAAAGAACUGGCCUGCUUUGGUCAUUCUGGUCAUCAUCUUCUUCACCGUUGGUGGGAAUAUUUUGGUAAUACUGGCAGUAUCCUUGGAGAAGAAGCUGCACAAUGCCACCAACUUUUUCCUGCGCUCGCUGGCAGUAGCGGACCUGCUGGUGGGAAUCUUGGUCAUGCCGGUAUCACUUAUCAACAUUCUCUAUAAUUACUCGUGGCCUCUGCCCCAUGUGUUGUGCCCCAUGUGGAUCUUCCUGGAUGUGUUCCUCUGCACUGCCUCCAUCAUGCACCUCUGUGCCAUUUCUUUGGACCGCUACGUCGGCAUCCGCAGCCCCAUCCAACACAGCCGCACCAACUCCCCCUACAGGGCCAUGACCAAGAUCACUGCAGUCUGGACCAUCUCUAUGAUCAUCUCAUUGCCCAUCCCUGUGAUCAGCCUGCAGGAUGAGCAGAAGGUCCUGGUGAAUGGCCGUUGUGUCCUCACUGAGCCUCGCUUCAUGCUUGUGGGUUCCUCUGUGGUGUUCUUCCUCCCCCUCAUGAUCAUGGUUGUCUGCUACUUCCUGACCAUGCGGGUGCUCCAGCAGCAUCUGGCCACCUUCUCCACUGAGCACAGGAACUGCACUAACACCAAGCAGCCAUCCCCUCAACCCAGCCUCCUGAGUGACGACCCAUCCUCUCUUUCUAAUUCCCCAAUCAAAAGAGUGUUGCAGCACCUGAGUCCUCCACUGAGGGUACGUGAGUGCACAGGUUCACGAGGUCAAGGGAAACGGCGCAUGGCUCAGGCCAUCCAGAAUGAACGCAGAGCCUCUCAAGUCUUGGGUGUGGUCUUUUUCCUUUUCCUGGUCAUGUGGUGUCCGUUUUUUGUCACCAAUGUGUUGAUUGCCACGUGCCAGGAUGGAUGCAGUGAAUGCUUACUCAGACUAAUGGACAUUUUCGUAUGGUUGGGCUACGUUUCCUCCGGAGUCAACCCGCUCAUCUACACCCUAUUCAACAAGAACUAUCGCCAUGCCUUCUCCUGUUACCUGCGCUGUAUCUAUCGUGAAAAGGCUAAAGGUGUGCUCAGCAACUCCGCCUGUCAGGUUUAUUCUGUUACACCCACCCCUGUUCUGUGUGAGAGGAGCUUCACUUCAGGAUUCAGUGGCUCCAAUCGGGGACACAAACAAGGCGAGAUUCUAAAAGAAGAUGCUAGUAGUUUUGCUAGCUCCACAGAUAACAUCAGUAGAGUUUGA